This is a messenger RNA of Pristis pectinata (smalltooth sawfish), 3803 nucleotides long. It is a transcript of the gene mcu, whose product is annotated as mitochondrial calcium uniporter. Gene Ontology annotation, cellular component: uniplex complex; mitochondrial inner membrane. Gene Ontology annotation, molecular function: uniporter activity; calcium channel activity. Gene Ontology annotation, biological process: calcium import into the mitochondrion; mitochondrial calcium ion homeostasis. Lineage: Eukaryota; Metazoa; Chordata; Chondrichthyes; Rhinopristiformes; Pristidae. The coding region runs from base 78 to 1103 and encodes 341 amino acids. The record is from RefSeq and is a predicted model, not a curated record. The transcript is spliced from 8 exons.
UCCCAAUGCUCCCAACCCUGGCGUGGCCCCCACUGCCGCUGCGGAGCGACUUAGGGUAAAUUGGCUGCACUUCAGCGAUGGCGAUUGCGGCAAGGGCGCUACUCUCGGCCGCUCUGGGGAGCACUAGGGCAGCGGGCGGAGGCGGCGGCUUCAGCGGGCUAGGUAUUAGCAGGCAGCGGCAGCCUCAGCGGACGGUAUGCCAGAGGUUUCCAGUGUGGAACAGUCAGCGGGUGUUGUACUGCUCGGGUACCUCUGUGCCCUCUAAUGAUGUAACUGUCAUAUACCAGAACGGGCUACCCGUUCUCUCCCUCAAUCUACCAUCGCGGCGAGAGCGUUGCCAGUUCACCCUCCGACCCAUCUCGGACUCUGUCGGGGUUUUCCUGAAGCAGCUGCAGGCAGAGGAUAAAGGCAUCGACCGAGUCGCCAUCUACACUCCAGAUGGAAAUCGAAUAGCUGCAUCAACGGGAAUCGAUAUCCUACUUCUUGAUGACUUCAAGUUAGUGAUAAAUGAUGUAGCUCACUAUGUGCAACCACCAAAGAGAGAGAAGCUGGCUCAUGAAGAUGCAACGUCAAUGAACGACGUUAAAAUCCUCGUCCAGCAGCUCUUCACCACUUUGCGCAUCGAGGAGCACCAGCUGAACAAGGAGCGGGAACUGAAGAGGCGAGUGGAGGAGCUCAAUGCUCAGAUCGAACCACUUGAGAAAGUCAAGUUGGAAUUGGACAGGAAGGCAGAGAAGCGAUCGACCUGGGUGCUCUGGGGUGGGAUGGCCUUCAUGGCGACGCAGUUUGGAAUCCUGGCUCGCCUCACCUGGUGGGAAUAUUCCUGGGAUAUAAUGGAGCCCGUCACCUAUUUUAUCACCUACGGCAGUGCAAUGGCGAUGUAUGCCUAUUUUGUCAUCACACGGCAGGAGUACAUUUACCCUGAUGCCAGAGACAGACAAUACCUGCAUUUCUUCCACAAAGGAGCCAAAAAGACAAAAUUUGAUAUCGAAAAAUACAACAGGCUCAAGGAUGCGAUUGCUCAGGCCGAGUUGGACUUGAAACGUCUUCGGGAUCCACUCCAGCUCCAUCUCCCCAUUCAGCCUGUCAGUGACCAAGAGUGAAGAAUGCCAGAGGUGACACCACCAUCCCCCCUGCCCCUACCAACCCGUGGAAUGUCUGGAAACGCUGAGACCGUGGCACUCUUUACCUUAUCAAAACCAAACCCCUGCGGGUCCUCGAGGUCAUCCUGGCAGUGGGGAAGGGGUUUGAAAUCACAUUGAGGUGUCAGGCGCAUUGCGGAAUCCGAUUAUGCGGAAAGAACGGUGCCGCUUUUCCAACUGAUGACGUGUGGCUGGAUUGGGAUGCACGUUUCCUCUGCUUUUUUUUAAAAAAAAUUAUUUACACCAUUUAUUUUACUGUUUUAUUCUGUUUUUGUGCAGAUUUUACAAACUAUCAAUUCAUCUGACAUUGCUGCACUCAAAACUUUAAAAAAAAAAUGACUAUAAUUAAGAAGGGCAUUGUUUGUGAAAAUGUUGUAUGAAAGAACAAUGUAAUUCUGACAAUAAAUAACUACCACAACUGUUUUGGAGCUUAUUGGCUGUUGCCUUUGGUCCCUGGGUGAAAUGGUUUGUUUUUCUGGUUUAAUACACUAUUGGUACAGAAAGGUGCAGUUUACCUGAGUUUGUCUGCUCUUGCUGCCAUUUCUUGAGGUGCAGCAUCAAUUUAUUUCCAAAUAAGCUGUUUUAAAUCAUUAGGGAAAGAUUCUUGUGUCUGACCUUUGCCCAAAGAGGUGAAAGGCUUGUAGCUGUUUUGGCACAGUGAGUAAAUAUCUCCUGGAGAUAAUCUUGUGCUCAGUGAACCUGGAACCAAUGCUUUACUCUGAAUGGAAUGAAUCUUAUUAAACUUGGCAAGCUUGUUUCACUCCCCUUUCCAAAUCUCUGCAUCUCAGCAAGUUGUGCCUCCCACCCUCAAGGUACAUGUCUGUUUAAUUUGACCUGGUGGAUGUGGGUAGCAGGAAAAAGUCAUCUUGGUGUACAACCUUGGCCUUGUUAAUCAGUGGCCAGCUAACCAAGGCAGAAAGAAUGGUGCAGAAAUCAAUAUAAGCUGCAGCCACACCUCUGUAUCCAUUUCCCAUCUCAAAACAUUGCUUGGGUAAAAUGCAUUCAUUUUUAAAGCAAUUAAAGGGACACUUUUAAAGACCCCUUUAAGGAUACCUCUUAAAGACCCCUUUAAGAGGUAUUUGUUGUCUGCUGUCUUAUUUUUCCACACAUGAAGAAUUGAAGAUGUCACUUCACAAUACUUUUAUUAAUAUGCAUCAGAAGCUCCCCUUAGGGAGUUUGUACAUUAAAGUGCUAGGUCUUCUAACUGGGAUCUAGAUCGACUAGGCAGCCAUUAGUGAUUGAAGAAUGAUCCAUAUCGAAUGCAUGUUGCAUUACUGUUACUGUGGAAGUUGCAUCAUGAAAGUCGUUGCAUGGUUUUCCUGUUAGACAGGGAUUCAAAUACCUCUGAGCUGUAUUGUGACGUCCAAUUUGCAAGUCACAAUUGCAUGUUCCCUUUAUAUUGUUCGUACAGACAGGAAUAACCUGUCAAUCACUGUGACUUAAAAGGUUGUUACCAAAAUGGGAACAUAAAAACCCAAGUUGUAUACAAUAUUACAGUACAUUAUAUGGGUAUUCAUCCUGGGGUGGGCCCACUAGAUAGUGCUAGGUAAUUUGAUCUCAGUAUAGAAUAACUGGCAUGAUUUUUCAGGCAAAUUACACUGGUGGUAAAUGCUUUUUGCAGACUUAAGUAACUUAGUACUCAUGAUCUCUGUGCAAGAAUAUUGAAGUGAGAAAGUUUUGAAGGAGCAUUGCAGAUGUGAGUUGUGUGUUGGUUUAAUGCAGUACCCAUUCAUGUCCCUGGUAACAAGAACAGCAAUACAAAAGCAAAAUCCUGCAGUCGAUGAAAAUCUGGAAAAUAAAUGUUCUGCAGCUCGGGGAGAAACAGAGUUAACAAGAGUUAACCAGCUAAAAAGGCAUUGCCAGAACACUUACAGCCAGUUUUCAUUGUCCCCUCUCCCUGAGAAUAGAAUGUGUACCUAGGUCUCCAGGGGUGAAGGGCAGUGAUCAAGACGAGUGCCUUAGCUUCGCCACCCAGCCUGAGGAAUCCAGAGGGAAUGUGAUGCACUGAUUGUAUCCAAUGCAUGAACCAGGUCCUGGGAAACCAUAGUAAUGUGCAUGGGAAUAAAACCCUUUUGAGAGCUUAAUUACAGAACCCAAAGGACUCUUGGGGUCUUACUGUUUGUUUUUAAGAGUACAGUAGGUUGAAGGUAUCACAGAUGUUCAUUUAACAUGGCUGUAUGCAUUUUAUAUAAUAUAUAGAAGAGGAAUGAUAAGUGAAAUGUAACAGCACAGAUGGUGUGUUAUGCAUAUAGGUGUCCUUUGAAGUCUGUGCUACAUAUUGCCAUGUGUAGCAAGAUAUGAAAUCAUUGGAUCUCUGCCCUUACUGAGCACUGUAAGGUAUCAGGGAUGUUCACACAAGUGGUACAAGAAUCUAUUUAUUCCUGCGGCACAGGAAAAUUUGGCUGAAUUCCCACUACUUUCAACACCAUACUUGAAUUUCCAGUCCCUUAUAGGAGUUCAGUUUAACUCCUUGAGUGCUGAAACUUGUUUGUAGCUUUCAGAAUACUCCUGUGUUUUCUAUCAUGUAACACUUGCAGAGAUGCUCUUGUGUAAAUUUCUAAUGCUGAAUAUUAUGAAGCAAAAUCUGAGGAAUGUAUCAAACCACAGACCAUUUCUUAAUUGACACUGUUUACUGAAUAAAUUGCAAAAAGAAAACCACUC